Molecule: messenger RNA, 5395 nt
Organism: Sphaeramia orbicularis (orbiculate cardinalfish)
Lineage: Eukaryota; Metazoa; Chordata; Actinopteri; Kurtiformes; Apogonidae
Exons: 6
Coding region: 522-2870 (782 amino acids)
Biological process (GO): phospholipase C-activating G protein-coupled receptor signaling pathway; positive regulation of Rho protein signal transduction
Cellular component (GO): plasma membrane
Molecular function (GO): G protein-coupled receptor activity
Source: RefSeq, a predicted model, not a curated record
UCUUCUCUUUAUUUCAGUUAGGUUCUCAGCCACCUCAGAUGUAAGAAAGUGUAGAAACACGCAAACUGACAAAAGGACAGAGCUUCCCCUUCCCCUCAUCAACAUGCCAGCGGAGCUAGAGAACAGCUCACACCAGACGCCACCACCACGUUGUGCAGCUACGUACUCAAACAGAAACCACAUCAUUAGCGUCUGUGGUUCACAUGCUCUCACAUUUACAGGUCUGUGUGCAUCAAAGACUGCCAGCAACCUUCUGAGCUGUUGACCCUGUUUGUCGUCCACGACUGUGUGUUUGUGUUCAUUUUGCUUGGGAGCGUGAAGCUGAAAUGCUGCAGGGGUAUGUGCUCCCUGGUGGUCCCUCAUGGGUCUGAUGUCUUUGGUACAUCCAUGCUGAUCAGUGAAGAGGACAGAAAAGCAAAAGGAGUCUGACAGAAAAGAUGGAGGAUCCACAACUGAUAAAGAGUUACUGAAUUAUGUGACCAUCUUUUUCCAUGUGAGAGCAACACAACGUGAAUCCGACGAUGAAUACAUCCAGCGUCCUGGUGAAUUCAUCCACACAAUGCCACCACAAUAUGAGCGGCUGGGAAGAAAACAUGGAGAAGAUGUACACCUACUUCUACCUGGUGGUCUUCAUCCCCGGGCUGCUGCUCAAUACCACUGCCCUCUGGGUCCUCUGCAGACACAUUAGUAAGAAGACCAAAGCAGUGAUUUUCAUGAUCAACCUGGCGUUUGCAGAUCUGGCACACAUCCUCUCUCUGCCCCUCAGGAUUUAUUAUUACUUCACACAUACCUGGCCAUUUGGACGCACUGUCUGUUUAUUCUGCUUCUACCUUAAAUACCUCAACAUGUAUGCUGCCAUUGUGUUUCUGGUAUGCAUCAGCAUGCAGAGGUGUGUCUUCCUGCUGGACCCGUUCGCUGCUCGCAGGUGGAGGCGGCGCUAUGACCUUCUGAUCAGUAUAAUAGUGUGGGUUGUGGUUGGUCUGGCCUGCUCCCCUUUCAUUCUCAUGCGCAGCAACAGUAACAGCUCCACCAGUACAAGUGUCAGCACACAUCCGGUCUAUAACACAUCCUAUUUUCUGGAAAUCACCUCUACCCAGCAUCCCUCAGCCCACACUGAGCUCUAUGUGACACCCUUAAGUACAAGCCCCUUCACAACCACUCCCACCAAAGCAGGGUGCUUUAAGGACUUGCCCAUGCGCCGUCUACCCCUCUCUCUUGCAGUCACCAUGAUGGCUUUAGCUGAGCUGUUUGGAUUCCUGAUUCCUUUGGCCUGUAUCAGUUACAGCUCUUUCAAAAUUGCCCGUUCCCUCAUGCAAAGUCAAACCCAGAAGCAGGACUCGAUCACACUCAGCAAUUCAUCUACAGGUCGCUCCCGCAUGCAGUCAGUGACCUCCAACUGUCAGACAGAUAAAUUCCAUGAGAAGCAGACAAAUGGUGAGAAACGGCGUGCCUUGCGAAUGGUACUGAGCUGCUCUGUCCUCUUCUUGUUCUGCUUCGCCCCCUACCACCUCAACUUUUUGCUCUACCUGAUGGUGUCACAGGAUAUUCUGUCCCACUGUGCCAUCAGACUGGCGGUGCGUCAGUUCCACCCAGUGUCUCUGUGCCUGGCGAGCCUGAGCUGCUGCCUCAACCCCCUGCUCUACUACUUCCUGACGGCAGAGUUCAGAUUGCACCUCACCAGGCGCAACUCCUCCUUCUCAUCGUUCUUGUCCUCACCUGUCAGCUCUCCAACUCAACGCACCGUGAUGCACAGACUGAUGAGCAUGGAGAGCACCUCCUCAGACAGGGAGUCUCGUGUCAGCUCACAAGGAAACGUCCUGAUUGUUUGCAGUAAGAUGAACUUUGACAACCACAGCUGUGAAAGCACUGAGGAACUACAGCAGUACCAGCACCGUGUGUACGCAGUGGUGUACAGUGUGAUCUUGGCGCCAGGUCUGCUGGGAAACAUCUUAGCACUGUGGGUUUUCCUUGUCUACAUCAAAGAAACCAAAAAAGCUGUGGUUUUCAUGAUGAACCUGGCUGUGGCAGACCUGCUGCAGGUUCUCUCUCUGCCUCUGCGGAUCUACUAUUACCUGAACAACCACUGGUCCUUCGGCCACACUCUCUGCAUGAUCUGCUUCUAUCUGAAGUACGUCAACAUGUACGCCUCCAUCUACUUCCUGGUGUGUGUCAGUGUGCGUCGCUGUGAACUCAUCAUGCGUCCACUGAGGUACAACUCACCCAGGAGAAAAGGCGACAUAGUUAUCUGUGUCCUGGGCUGGCUGUUGGUCUGUCUGGGCUGUUUACCCUUCCCUCUGCUGAGGAACAGCUCAGGGUACCGGACCUCCCUCUCUGGACCCAACCUGACUGACGUUUGUUUCUCGGAACUGCCCAUGAGGCCUGUGAGCGCCCCGGCAGCCUGGGCCCUGCUGAUCUUAGCAGAGCUGCUGGGCUUCAUCAUCCCUCUGGUUUUAGUGUUAGCCUGCACCUGUCUGACCGCCGGGAGCCUACGAAAGUCAACAUCAAGCGCCAUUUCUGACCGAGGAGAGAAGCGGAGGGCGUUACGGAUGGUGCUGAGCUGUGCUGUGGUGUUCUUAGUGUGUUUUGCUCCUUAUCAUAUCACUAUGCCACUGGACUUCCUGGCAAAGGCCAACGCUCUGAGCAGCUGCGCACUCAGGGACUUGAUUCUACGAUGUCACCCCGUCACCCUCUGUCUGGCCAGUCUGAACUGUAGCCUGGACCCACUCAUGUAUUAUUUCACAACUGAUGAAUUCUGGAGAAGGCUGAGCAAGUCUGAGAUACCAGACGGUAUCACUUUAGGCAGACGUCUGUCCUGCAUAACUGGAGAAGACGUGCAGGACAACUGUGAGAGUCAAACCUGUAUGACAUGACAAACUCCCAUUUGUAGGACAAACAUUGCGAAGUAAACCACUAAAAUUUGAGAAUUAAAUUUGAGACUGUGUUUAAAGGUUCAAUAUGUAAGACCGAAGGCUUUGGUAAGAGAACAAGUAUUGAUUCUACUUCUUUACUCACCAUGUACAAACUGAACAGUAUAAAUGUAGUCAUUCCUACUGGUUGUUUCUGUGCAAAAGUAACCAAACCAUUCUAUUUUUAAAUGAAAUAAAACAAUAGACCAAAAGUAACAUGAAGGCCACUUAAGAGUGAAUCAGAUUCCUCAGACCUUGAAAUAUUAUGGUGCCUUCUCUUCCACUCUCUCAUCUGUUUUGUCUUACUGCAGUUUUUAUGCCAGUUUUAUCUUGUUAUAUUUGUUGCAUACGCUCUUGACAAAUACAUCAAAAGACCAUUCUUUUUUUGACAAUUCUCCUCAAAUGCAUCAGAGCUAAAGUAACUUCAGUAACAUCUCUGGAGUACAAAGUAUUUAUUUCUGUUCAAAUGUAGUGAAUAGUGCUGUACUAUUUGAGAUUGGUAGUUUGUAAUGGUCAAACAAUCCAAAAGAACUUGAGUUUUGAUCUGUAGGGAUAUCACCAAGAUGCCUAUGCACGGCGUCAUUUAUUUCUUAACAUUUAUUGAACUGUGAGGUAAAUCUGUGGCUGUUCAGGGGAGAUAUUAGCCAAAUCUUGUGUACUCUUGUAUAAUCUUAAACCAAGAAUGUGUAACAACAAAAGGGGAACACAGAAGAGUGUGGGAAUUCUGCAGUUUAAUGACUACUGAGACCGUGGGACCAUGUUAAACUUACCAAAGCUAAAUAACACUAGUAAUAUAUUUACUCUUAAACCUUUAAAAUAAUUAUUUUGGUCUUAUGGUAAGAAACCUGACUUCUUUAGCCAUAUCAUAUUCUUAAUAUAUUUGGAAAAUGUGGCUGCUGUAAUGUGUUUGCUCUGUGUCUGGUCUGGUGUUUGUCCUCACUUGGUCUUGGUUUAGGUGGUCUAGACUACAACUCUGAAAGGAAGUUAAAGCAAAAGGUUGGCAGAAAAAAUCCAAGUAUUGGUUACUCUGUACCUGUGGUGUUGGAGCCUCUGUUGUGCAGAGCCAGUUGUUAGCUAACUCCAUAUCUAAGCUAACAGUAGCAAAUGUUGUAGAGGAGCAGAGGAGGCACCAAAGACCCUCAGUGUAGAGGUCGGAGGCACAAAUACUUCAUUAUUAUAGUUUUCAGUAUCUGUACUUGAGUAUUUAUUUCUCUGAAAGUUUUUACUUUUACUCCCUACUGUUUAAUAUAAAUAUCUGCACCUUCCUAAAGCAUUUAAGGGAAAUUUUUAAAUCUAUCUAUCUAUCUAUCUAUCUAUCUAUCUAUCUAUCUAUCUAUCUAUCUAUCUAUCUAUCUAUCUAUCUAUCUAUCUAUCUAUCUAUCUAUCUAUCUAUCUAUCUAUCUAUCUAUCAGAAAAUAAACAUAACUAGAUGUAGGCCUAAAUGUCAAGAAGACAAUUUUUAGUACAUAUUGGAACCUGUUCAUUACCACUUUUCAAGUUGCUGAAUUAAUAUUUCUACUAGAGUCUGUUUUUAUUCACAUACUUGCACUUCUGUAAAGACAAAGUGCAGUUCUGCCUUUUUGAGUUGUCCACAAACAAAUCAGAACACAAGCUGUUGAAUUAGAAAUGCUGUUAACAUCAAAAAAUGUCCUGUUUCCAGCACAAAACAAACUCAAACUUCAUUUAAGAACACAACUACAUACAAAUCUUACAUAUUGAACCUUUAAAAAUUCUAUUUACAUACAAAGUAGAAUGUGAAUAUGUAGUGAAAAAUGUUGUCUAUUUAUUUUUUGUAGAGACAUGUCUGUUUUUUCUAAAUGUGUAUGACCUGGUGAAGAGUGACAUGUUCCUGUUUUGAAGGAUGGACCUGCCAAAAAUAGUCAAAGUAAGAAUACAGGAAAACCCCUAAACCGGCUGCACUUUUCCUUUUGAUACCGUUUCAUGAUAAGAGCGUGGACGGGAGGGGGACGAAUGAGUUGACUGUUGACUUUCCAUACAUGCUGCUUGGUCUCCUUGGUAACAAAAGUGUCAGAAAAUAUUUAGUCGGUAAAGAAAUCCAACUUUAUUCAACAACAAAGUGAACUCAGUUUAUUAGCUGCACACAACAUUUGUUUUUCCCUAAUGUCCUAUUGUAUAUGUAUUCAUACUCAGUUAAAAAGCUGAAACAGAAACACUUUUGUACAAACACACUUCCUGUCUGAUUGUCUUUCUGUACAGGCUUUGAGUGGGAGACUUGAAAUAGCUUACAAGUUCAUAAGCAAAAGCCCCAUGCUUUGUGCUUCUCUUAAGAGCUUUAAAAAAAACCAAGGACAGUGACGUUAUGCAAAUUUAUUGCAUGGUUUUACGAAUUUAAAUACAUAGAAUUCCGCAAAACCCUCAGUACGUUGAAUACUAAUUUCUCAUUGCUGUCUUAAUAAAAGUGAUUUCUUAUUAUGGGACUACACAUUCAAAUAAGACAUUGUCAAAAGGAAUAAGAAGUACCUCAUCAG